Messenger RNA from Batrachochytrium dendrobatidis JAM81, 2433 nucleotides. RefSeq lists its product as uncharacterized. The coding region runs from base 13 to 2433 and encodes 806 amino acids. Gene Ontology annotation, molecular function: GTPase activator activity. The record is from RefSeq and is a predicted model, not a curated record. The transcript is spliced from 8 exons. Gene Ontology annotation, biological process: activation of GTPase activity. NCBI's taxonomy places the organism in Eukaryota, Fungi, Chytridiomycota, Chytridiomycetes, Rhizophydiales.
GGCUAGAAAGCAAUGACAGCCAACAAUAAUAUGCCACACCUGAAUGAUAAAAGGCAGGCAUGGGACCGAAUAUUACAGGAUCCACUUUUGUCUACAGACUAUUUGCGUGACAAGGGCAUGGCUGGUGCUAUUGGAAAUGACGAUCUCAGAAGUCUCUAUUGGAAAAUUUAUCUGGAUAUUGUUCCUGGUAUAUCUACAGAGGCUUGGCGACUUGUUUUAGAAAAAGAACGCAGAGGAUAUGUGGAUCUCAAGGAAAAAUAUAUUUUUGAUCCAACAAAGCUUAAAGAGGCUGCAGAUUGGUCACUAAAUAAUCCACUGAGCUUGGCCGAAGAUAGCCCAUGGAAGCAGUAUUUCACAGACGUAGAGCUGCGUAAACUUAUUCUUCAAGACGUGGAACGCACGCUUCCUGAUCAAGAGCUGUUUCGAAACACUGCCAUUCAAACUGUGCUAUGCAAUAUAUUGUUUAUCUGGUGUAAAUUGAAUCCAGACGUCUCGUACCGACAAGGAAUGCACGAGUUGCUGGCCAUUGUCUUUAUUAUUGUUGAUCGUGACAAAGUUACUAAUCCAACUUCAAGUAGCGAAGAAGACGCAUUUCAUACCAUGUUCAGUGCUAAUCAUGUAGAACAUGACACUGCUACAAUUUUUUUCCGACUUAUGAGGGGAGUUCGAUCAUGGUAUGAAGUACAGGAAGAUCAACCACAGUUUGUGCGUCCAAAUGAUAAAAAAGGUGCUCAACAAGCCAAGACAGUUCCAAUCAUCACUGCCUGUCGUCGCAUUCAAAAUGAGCUCUUGACCUCAUUGGAUCCAGAUCUGGCACGACAUAUGGAAAAGCAUGGAAUAGAGCCUCAGCUCUACGGAUUGAGGUGGCUUCGACUGUUGUUUGCUCGCGAAUUCACACUUUCUAAUACAUUCAUUUUAUGGGAUGGAUUGCUUGCCGAUGAUGCUGCAGUGACUCUGGCUGAAUGGGUGGCAGUUGCUAUGCUGAUAUAUAUUCGUGAUCAAUUACUUUUAUCUGAUUAUUCUGGUACAAUGCAUACAUUGAUGCGAUAUCCAUCCACCGCUGACAUUUCAUCCAGUGAAUUUAUAUCCAGUGCCAAAGGAUUACGGGAUCGAUUUCAUUCAAAAUCAUUGAGAACCUCAUUAAACCAGCUUGGCGAUGACACUGCUCCAUCUACCACCCAGCCGAGUCGUUUACGUCGUACACAUAGUCCAUGGACUCAUUUUGACUCUGCUACACGAUUAAAUAGUCAAUCAGCAGCUGUGGCAUCGACGGGAACAUCCAAUGGAGAUGUUCGCGCAAAUUUAAUAUCUUCGACAUCAAAAGUAUCACCAUUAUAUAGUAAAGCGUAUACUCGGUUGCUUCAAGAAAGAGAUUCUCAGUUGAUACAGGAUUUGUCCAGUGUGCUUGAGCGUUUACAAUAUUGGAAAAAAAAUAUGGCGCUCACACCUUCUCAGGACAUUGAUGGUUUAGUCAAGAUGAUUGGACAGCUCGAGUCGGUUCGAAAAUCUCUCGAGCAACCAAUCCAGAUUGAAAACCAUCCUUUGUUUACUGAUAUGCCUAAACAUGGCAACAAUACAUAUGAUGAUGAUGCCAUUGAAGUCCGAAGUCGAGCGAAUUCAAGUGGCAGUUUGAAGACUGAUCGAGCACCAGAUUUUGCUAGCAUUGCUAAUGUGCCAGCCAAUCAGUUUGGAGAGGAGAAAUUGUCUGCAAUACCUAAAUCAAGUCACGUCGUUGCUGACAAUAUACAUUCUAGCACGCUUCAUCAACGACGCAUUUCUAACCAAUCUGUUUCUCCAACUUCAUCAAAGUUGCCUAUGAAUUCUACAACUUUUUUCCAAUCACAAUCAGUUGAUUUGGGGUUCGUUAAUCAUGGCUGUGAAUUGUCCCAAAAGCCUCCUUUGUUUGAAUCAUUUCGUCAGGGAGCAUUUAUUCCCAUGUCGGCUCACAUAACGGACAAUUCAUCAUCACGACUUACUCAAGGGGCCGACAUGGUAUUUGGUCAAGUCAAGGCAGGGCUUGCAGGUGUAAACAAGGCAUUUUCUGGUCUUUUUGAGGACUCGUUGUCUGCAUCCUCGUCUCAAUCUGCGCGUGCUAUUGCUCAACAUCCAGACAUUUCCUCAGCCAGUCACACCGAAAACUAUCGGGAUGUGAAUUAUUCAUCUCGAUCUUCAUCUCCGUUUUCUGGCAAGCCGAUAUUUAGAGGGUCUGUGGGUAGUCCAUUUCUUAGUGCAGCUACUGCGACAACUAUCCCUCAUAAUAAUUCUACUGUUUCUAGCUCAACUGUAACUCUCAAGUCACCUAUGAGAGCGCAACCUGCUGGUGAUAGAUCUAAUAUGUAUCCACCUAUGAAAUCUGUAUUUCAGUCAAAAGACAGUUCAGAUCCUCUAGGUGUUGGAGUAGUAUCUUCUAAACCAUCAGGUAAUAUUAAAUAA